This is a messenger RNA of Xenopus tropicalis (tropical clawed frog), 2179 nucleotides long. RefSeq names its product tyrosine 3-monooxygenase/tryptophan 5-monooxygenase activation protein zeta (gene ywhaz). Gene Ontology annotation, cellular component: cytoplasm. NCBI's taxonomy places the organism in Eukaryota, Metazoa, Chordata, Amphibia, Anura, Pipidae. The record is from RefSeq and is marked provisional.
CGACAAGCGCCACAAGUACGAGCGCCCCGAGUACGAGCACCCCACCCACCGUCUCCCUCCUGCCUCUGCGCGCACCCGUAGCUUAAGCGAGGAGUUGGGGUGGGGAAAUAAGGAGACGCAGAGACCCAAACGGGCGGUUAUUAUGCCACCCAGUCAGCGGUUGCCAUAGCAGCGCUUGACGUCACUCUCCGACCCCUGCUCAGCGAUUGGAGGAAACCCCGUGCAUCGGUUAGAGCUUUGAGCGCUCGGAAGGAGACCGGACUCUGCUAUCGGCAGUCAGUCACACACGGAGAAAGCGAGACGUGCGCUCGUCCAAGCCCGGGGAUUCGACUACUUGCCGGCAACGGUUCGUGUUCCCUGCAGCCUAUCACAGAAUAAUAGCCAUGGAUAAAAACGAACUGGUUCAGAAGGCCAAGUUGGCUGAACAGGCAGAGCGGUACGAUGACAUGGCUGCUUGUAUGAAGAGAGUUACCGAGGAGGGAGGGGAACUGUCCAAUGAAGAAAGGAACCUUCUCUCAGUGGCCUACAAAAAUGUAGUAGGUGCGCGUCGGUCGUCCUGGCGGGUGGUGUCUAGUAUUGAGCAGAAGACGGAAGGAGCUGAAAAGAAACAGGAGAUGUCACGAGAAUACAGGGAGAAGAUUGAGGCUGAAUUGCGAGAAAUCUGCAAUGACGUUCUGAAUCUUCUGGACAAAUUCUUGAUUGCCAACGCAUCACAACCGGAAAGCAAAGUUUUCUAUUUGAAAAUGAAGGGUGACUAUUAUCGUUACUUGGCUGAAGUAGCUUCUGGCGACGCAAAGGCAGAUAUCGUGGCCCAGUCACAGAAGGCAUAUCAAGAUGCUUUUGACAUCAGCAAAACUGAAAUGCAACCAACACAUCCUAUCCGAUUGGGUCUGGCCCUGAACUUCUCUGUGUUCUAUUAUGAGAUCCUCAAUUGUCCAGAGAAAGCGUGUUCUCUUGCAAAGGCCGCUUUUGAUGAAGCCAUUGCUGAGCUUGACACUUUGAGCGAAGAGUCCUACAAAGACAGCACAUUAAUAAUGCAGUUACUGAGAGACAACUUAACAUUGUGGACAUCAGACACCCAAGGGGAUGAAGCUGAACAAGGAGAAGGAGGGGAGAAUUAAUCAGCCUUCCUUUUUGUCUGCCUCAUAAAAUUUACACAAUAGACCAUUCGUCAUCCUUACUGUCCCACAAAUAGGUUUUGUUUUUUUUUUUUUUAAUUUUAUUUUUUGUUUUUGUUUUGUUUACAAUUACGGUUUAUGUUACUUCUCUUUGGACUUCUAUAUUUCCCAUGUGGCUUUUGUGUUUAAUAAUAGGGAAUAGAGCCAGUUAAUAUUUGGGGGAGAUAUAUAUAUUUUUUUUUUCUCUCUUAAGGUGGCCAAUCUAGGGAUGUUGAAUUUUUAUACAUGUUUUAAGUGUUUUGGCAUAGUACUUCUGGUAAAAUCAUGGAAACGAAGGGAUCAUCUGCAGGGGUGUUUAACCCUUCCCUCAGCUGUUAUGGGGCUGCCUAUGCUAUAGAGGUGUAGCCCUGUAAGAGCUGCAGCAGCUGGAUAUCCCUGUUAGAGCUGUGGGCACAGACUUUGACAUUCCUAAAGCGCAAUGGGUGCAGGAAACCUGCCUCAUGUUCCGCUAAAGCUUUUAUACCCUCCAAGUCUCUGCCUAUUCUUUUUACUGAAUGUUCUUUGAGAAGGCAAGUACCUGUCCCACUAGUAGCCAUGGAGGAAGGACCCCGGUUACCAUUCCCAGUUCCCUAAACCUUCUGCUUUUGUUUCAAGUUGCUACUCUCCACCUUAUUUGUAUUUAAAUCGUUUUUCAACCACCUAAGAUCAAAACAAAAAAAGUACUUGACUCAUUAAACGCUCCGUGCUUGGUAUCCAUAUUUCCACUCUCUAUCAAGCGCCGCAGAAAAGGAAAACAAAACCCUUCUAUUUAACUUUUAGUUUUUAUUUUUGUUUUUGAUACUUGCCUAACAUGCAUGUGGCUGUAAAAAAAUAAAUAAAUAAAUAAAAUAAUUUAAAAACAAACAAAAAAAAAAAAAAACUAGUUACCAGGGGAAUAACUUGAGAUGAUGGCUAGCUUUGUUUAAUGUCUUACGGAAAAAUUUCAUGAACAAUCCAAGCAUAAUUGUUAAAGAACAUGUGUAAUAAGUUGAUGUAAGUGGAAUAAAAAUUUUAUGAACGGA